Molecule: messenger RNA, 309 nt
Organism: Ostertagia ostertagi
Lineage: Eukaryota; Metazoa; Nematoda; Chromadorea; Rhabditida; Trichostrongylidae
Source: the annotation of a GenBank genome assembly
AUGUCACUGAAACUGGCGCUCAACGAUCCCGUCUCACCCCUACGUGUUUUCUAUCGGCAAUGGGAAAAGGCAUGGCGCUUGAAGCAGCAAAUGCUAACAGCGUCACACAACAAAGAGAAAGAGAAGACCAAGGAAAGCGGAAGUGAAAAGAAACCACGGGAAAAAGGAAAGAAAGUCAUAAAGGAGGCGAAGACAGAAGCGAAACCGAGUAAGAAGAAGCGGAAGUCAACUGCGGCUGCCGAGCGAGCUGAUGAGACGAUUCCGGACCAGCUGCUGGAAGAUCUCGGAAAUUGGAGCGAUAGUAACUGA